This is a messenger RNA of Postia placenta MAD-698-R-SB12, 1426 nucleotides long. RefSeq lists its product as hypothetical. Gene Ontology annotation, molecular function: FAD binding. NCBI's taxonomy places the organism in Eukaryota, Fungi, Basidiomycota, Agaricomycetes, Polyporales, Adustoporiaceae. The transcript has 11 exons. The coding region runs from base 1 to 1383 and encodes 460 amino acids. The record is from RefSeq and is a predicted model, not a curated record.
AUGUACCUGGCAACUCUUUGCGUCCUGGCGUUGCUGAGGGCGGGUGUAGGUUAUGCUCAGGAUACCAAUGUGACAUCGACGUGCCAGCAGAUUGCCAUUGCUGUUUCCUCUGCGUCGUUCGUCUAUUAUCCCCGCACCGCCGAGGACGUGGGCAUAAUACUUCAAAUCCUAGGCGCGAACCAGGCGCCCUUUGCGGUCAAAGGCGGUGGGCAUGCAAUGAACCCUGGGUAUUCGUCCACGACGGGCGUGCAGAUAUCCAUGACCAGGUUCAACAGCGUCGUCUACGAUGCGUCUACGAGCACAGCCGCAAUAGGCGCUGGUCUUACCUGGGACAAAGUGUACUCAGCGCUCGAACAGUAUGACGUGAAUGUCGUCGGCGGCAGGGUCACUGGCAUCGGUGUGGCAGGUUUCACCCUCGGAGGAGGCUAUUCAUGGCUAACGAACCAAUACGGUCUGACGCUUGACAACGUUCGCACAUUCGAGCUCGCUCUGCCCAACGGAACGGUGACGAAUGUGACCGAGUCCUCGAAUCCCGAUCUCUUCUUUGGGCUGAAGGGUGGCUACAAUAAUUUCGGCAUAGUCACGACAUUCACCUUCCAGACAUAUCCUCAAGGUCAGGUCUGGGGUGGUCAGAUCACAUAUCCAUCAUCGAGCGUCAAUAAUGUUAGCGCUGCCACGGCAACCUUUUCGUCGAAUGUCACCGACCCGAAGGCGGCUAUCAUCACCACCUACGACUAUACCGGUGGGCUGAUUCUUGCGUCUGUCAUAAUCUUCUACGAUGCUCCUAAUCCUCCGUCGGGGAUUUUUGACGACUUCCUGUCAAUACCGGCAUUGGCGACCAACGUCAAGACACGUUCUUUCCUAUCAUUGGUACAGGUCGAGACGACGCAGGAAACAGCCAACUUCCGCGGAUAUUACAAUACAGUGCCUUUGACGGAGAUCACCGAGGGCAUUCUGAACGACGUGCUCACGGAAGCUCAGUAUUGGGGCGAACAGCUGCAACUCGACUCGGACCAGAUCAUCAGUUACGACGUCGAGCCGUUCCUUCCGACCAUUCUCACGCACGGAGGCCCGUCGGCAUACCCGUGGACGCGCACUGAGCGCUACUUGCCCUUGAACAUUUAUUUCAGCUGGUCGGACGAGACUUAUGACAGCGACUACUAUGCUGCGAUCACGCAGACUGCGACAAAUCUGACGUCUGCUGCGGUGGCGGAGGGGCAAACGAACAUCUCAGGCGUGCCGCACUACCCGAAUUAUUCGCUGUACGGGACACCGAUCUCGGACAUCUGGGGCACCGCGCUGCCGACGCUCGUGGAGCUGAAGCAGACGUACGAUCCAAAUAAUGUGAUGGGUCUUGCGGGUGGAUGGAAGGUGCCGACGUGAACGUGAUUUUGUGAUGACGAAUACGACAUAAUUGUCUCAUGUG